Messenger RNA from Dermacentor silvarum, 5223 nucleotides. Its product is annotated as NADH-cytochrome b5 reductase 3-like. NCBI's taxonomy places the organism in Eukaryota, Metazoa, Arthropoda, Arachnida, Ixodida, Ixodidae. The record is from RefSeq and is a predicted model, not a curated record. Gene Ontology annotation, cellular component: mitochondrion. Gene Ontology annotation, molecular function: FAD binding; oxidoreductase activity.
GGUGCCUUAAAGCGCACGACUCUUGUGGAACCAUGCGUGGCCGUACGUAAUCACGCACCCGGGCGGCGUUCUAAACGCCAAGCUUUUUUGGAGUCAAGGCUGGGAAAUUUUAAACGACUCGCACCGUCGAGAGCAGUUUUUCUCGCUGCAAACGUCAGUGGUGAUUCCCGUCGAGACCACGGCGCUGCGUACGCCGCGUGGUUUGCUGCUGGAGGUCGAGUCCGACCAAAAUCACUGUCGUUCGACUGAGGAAGCCGGGGCGCCUGUGUUCCCUCUCCCCGCUAAACUCAUUCAAACAGGUGCCGAUAAAGGAAGCGACAAGCUCGACGCUCUCUCCAUCUGUUUCGAGUGAGAGCGCGCAUAAAAAAAAAAAAAAAAAAAAAGAAUAUCGUGGGCGAGAGGGGCUCCAGCCGCUCGAGCACGGCUGGUCCAUGAGCGCGUCGCGCGUCAGAAACAUGUCGCUACUCAUUGUGCUAAGCGGUAUAGGCGCGGCAGUCGCCGCCGCGCUUCUGUACCGGUACCUGAACCGUCGGUACCGGCCUCCCGUGCUUCUGGAAGACCCCGAGACCAAAUACACGGUCAGUAUGGUGGAGCGGGAAGAGAUCAGCCACGACACUCGGCGAUUCCGCUUCGCCCUGCCUUCGGCCGAGCACGUCCUGGGACUGCCCACCGGCCAGCACAUCUACCUGGUGGCCACCGUUAACGGUCAGCUGGUGCCAAGGCCGUACACGCCCGUGACGAGCGACAAGCACCAAGGCUACUUCGACCUGGUCGUCAAGGUGUACUUCCGCAACGUGCACCCCAAGUUCCCCGAAGGGGGCAAGAUGUCGCAGCACCUCGAGAGCAUGAGCGUCGGCGACACCAUUCAGGUUCGAGGUCCUUCGGGGCUGAUACGGUACGAAGGCAGGGGCAAGUUCGCCAUCAAGCCCGACAAGAAGUCGCCGCCCCAACCGUAUCAAGCGUCGGAGAUCGGCAUGAUCGCCGGUGGGACGGGUAUCACCCCAAUGCUUCAGAUCAUCCGACAGGUGUUCAGCGACCCUGCAGACAAGACCAACUGCUCGCUGAUCUUUGCCAACCAGACGGAGGAUGACAUCCUGCUGCGGCCCGAGCUGGAAGAGGUGCUCCGGCAGAACCCUGACCGCUUCCGUCUCUACCUGACGGUGGAUCGGCCCAAGGAAGGCUGGACGCAGGGCGUCGGCUUUGUCAGCGCCGACAUGAUUGAGCGGAAUCUGCCAGCCCCGUCCGAUAACUCGGUCAUCCUCAUGUGUGGUCCGCCACCCAUGAUCAACUUUGCCUGCAAGCCUAACCUGGAGAAACUCGGCUACAGCCCGAAGCGGUGCUUUGCCUACUGAAGACCUGAUUGUGACAAGAUGGGGGGGGGGGGGGGCGUAUGUUUUAGUAUAGGAUAUCAGAUAUUGCUCUGUCUGCCAUAGGUCAUGGGUUGGUACCCGGCGUCCAAGAAAAAAAAAAGAAACGAAAGACCUCUUAGCGUAGAACAUGCAAGAUCUAUAAGUUCUAGUACGUUCACAAGGAAGCUUACUCUCUUAUACCACAUUAUGUGAAAAAGAGAAAUUUUCAGAGCAGUCCGUUUGAAUUAUAAUCGCUGUAUUGCCAGCAAUUAUUGUAACCUCGUCAUAGUUUAAAAUGUGCUUUUUACGAUGAACAGUAGUAUCUUUUCUCGUUUAUUCAUUUGACGGUUCUGGGUUCUCGGCACCCAGUUGUCAUGGGUUAGUGGCCAGCCUGCAAGAGCUGCAUACUAACCUUGAUGUCUAAUUGAACUUUGAUUUCUUUGUACGUAUAAGACCUGUAGGCUUCACAAACUUGAAGCGAGCUCUUUUUGCUGCCUUUGGCUUGCAACAUAUUCUAUGUGGCCUUUCCAUGUACGUUUCCCCGUAGACUGACUAUUUAAAAAGAAAUAUAUAUGUGUUGUACUCCUCCAGAACACGUGAUAUUCCAAGCACAGUCUUCAGAUAUUCCUGCUGAAGUGGCUUAGUAUCAUGAACCUUUCAGAACUCUCAUUCAUUACAGAAACAGUUGCAUUUUUGGCUUCUGUAUAACAGGUUCUUGAAGUGAUAACAGUGCUUUCGUGAUAAAGGAAGCUGUGAGGAUUUCACUGGGAGAGAGACAACAGGGCAGCCCGGGUGCAGAGCAAAGAUUUAUUGGCACUAUAGUAUUGAGACUAUGUUACAUAGACGAUGCCACCAGACAGUCGUGCACAGGAACUCGGGUGCAUGUAGGUGGUUCCACCUUGCAAUUAAUUGCAUGCAUGCAUGCAUACAUCCACAUACACACAAAUACCUAAUGAGAGAGAGAAAGAAAUAAUGGCAGAGGACUUCAGGUGGAUGCAGAUGGCGCCACCAUGCACACAAGACCCCUGGUGAUGACCUUAGCAGUCUUGUUAUGACCAAGCUGUUUACCGACUCCUAAACCUUUCAGUAAGGCACUGUCAUAGGUGCUUCAUUUGAAUGUUACUUGCGCCUCAUAUAAAAUGCCAUCUGGUAAUAUACCUGCUGCUUACUGGUAACUGUAACAUAGUUCUUUAGUUUCAAUCGAGUAACUUAUGAAGGCCGGUAAGGUAGUUGUUGAGACAGUGAUAUGUGUAAUUGGGUAUGUACUGUUAGAAUAGUUUUCGGGGCUGUCAGCACCCUUGUGUGCUCUUCAUAAGACUUCGCUUGGGUUAGAAUGCUGUGUGGAAAAACGGCACAGUGCGUCCAGCUCGCAUGAAGUCUUGUUUGGAGUUAUUUGUAUUUUUCAAAGCUUUUUUCAUGAUAUUUAUCACAUAUUUAUCACACGGAUUUGUUGCUUGCUCAACACUGAUCAGCAUCUGUGUUUUACUACCCUGGUACGUGGCAGUUUGGUGCUUGUAUUCUUUAUAGGCCACUUGGCCAAAGCAGAAAAAGAAAAGGCUGACAUCCUUGAUUACAUUUUUGCAUACUGCUGCCGUAGCAUAGUUUACUGAAGCCCAUUUAUUAGGCUACAGGCUAAUGCAGCUGUACAUUCAUUUUUUUUUUCAAGUGGGUACCUUUGAUGUUUUCAAAAGCAGCAUUGUAUAUUAAUUCUCUAAUUGCUCUCAGGUGUGCCGAUAGCCUGAGCAAAUUUGUGCAGCUUAGAUGAAAGUUUUCUUUUUUGUGCUCCCUUUUUCUUGAGAAAUACCUGAAAUGAGUAAUUCUGGAUACAUGUUGAAAACAAACGAGGGACUGUCAUUCUCCUUCUGAGGCUUGUCUGCUGGACAGUUAUUGCCAUGUAAUUAACCAGUGUUUUUUUUACAACGGGCUGUGAUGAUUACUGCAGUUUUAUCAGCCAUUCUCAUAAAGUUGGCCUCUUUUCAGCUCAUUGGAUUUUUUGUUUCAUUGCAUGUAAUAUUUGUCUUUCUUUUCUGCUAUAACUGCCCACAGAGGAGAAAGCAGCUCGUCUGUGUUCAUUUUGCUCAGCUAUGUCCUUUUUUGUAUUUGAUAUUCUGAAAUCGUGUUAUACCUUGUAUGAUGCUUUCGUCUUACUAUGGUACUUGCGUCUCCCCACGAUGGUUUGUGCAUCAUGGCACAAUUCGGGAGUGGCCACUUGGUAUCUUUUCACUAUUUUAUUCCUUAACAUGAUGCCAGGAAAUGGUAUUGCUUUCAAGUUUACACCACUAUUGCAAGAGGCAGUGCAUAGUGAGCUUGCAUUCACUGCACAUAAAAUGCUAUCACGUAGAAUGCCUUUGUGCAGACAAGAGUUUAAGUUAGCCAUCUGUGCUUGAUGGGGUAUUUUGCUCGAAAGUGGACAGGCUGGUAUGGUAGCCUGGUUAUGUAAUCGGGAGUACGAUGGAGCACCAUCUGGUUGGAUAAAAGCAUCACCAAUAGAACUGGUCACCGACCAAUGUAAGAAAAAGGACGUUUCGAGAUCUCGACAAAUUUUAAAAUGUGAAUUUUUUUUUUAUUGGUCAGGGACCAUUUCUACAAACGUUUAAACAGCGCAUAACACGAAGGAAAGAAAAAUGGGGGAUGAAACACAGACUACCAAAUGAGAUUUGUGCGACUUGCAAUAUAGUACACAAGCAAAACAUGAAAGACAACGGUCAUGGACAUUGAAAACCUAAGCAAGAACUAAAUAUGAAUGCACUUGUGUACAAUAUGGAAGUCUAUCACGAUGCUGUUCUGUAGCUUAAUUGCACGGUCAAACAGUCAAGACGGCAGAGGGUGUGCUAGCACAAGGUGAUCAAUAAAUGUGUGCUUCAAAUUCUCUGUAAAUUUGUCGCACGUGUUGUGCGUCCUGUGCGGGUGGUAUCUUUUGACUUGUUUCUCAAAUAUCUGUACCUUCUGUGCGCUCAUUUGGUGGUCACUGCUACCGCUCAAGGCUUUUCUUAUGAAUGCAUGCACAAGAAAGCCAGCCUCUGGUCAUUAAACAGCUGUCCAUAUCCUGAAACAGCGAGUUUCAGGGUAGAUGCUUGCCAAUUGUCUCGUACCUGUGGUUUUAAACGACAUAGUGACAUCUGACCUUGUGCGUAUACCUGCUUGAGCAUUUUCUCUCUUGCCAGAGGCCGAUGGGGCUAUUGCAGAUGUGAUCAAAAUGUUAAUGUUAGCAAAGCACGCUGUCCAUCUUCCAAGUUGAAUUUUCUGGCUGUAAUGUUUCAGUAGGUUUAUAGGUCUGCGUAUAUUUAAUCUUUAACAUAAUGGGUCUAUUAUUUCAAUAAAGUUACACAAGGCAAAUAUUUUAACCAUAUACUUGCCUAAUUAAUGACUAUCCGUAAAAGUUGAAUCUUUCUAGUACAGCUCGCAAAUUAUCUGACGAAAAGCGACUUUUUCAUAGAACCAGCCAUAUUUAAUUCUAUAGUUGCCAUUGCCUUUUGUAUACAUGCACUAUGAAAUGUUGCGAUUUGUUUCAUGUUAUUUCGGUGUCCUUUGUUUGUUGAUGUUUCGACAUGUAGGAAGUUCCCCAUUGUUCGAUUUGCUUGUUGUUACACAACGGGUAGGUGUGCUUCAAACUUCAUGUACAUGAGUGCGCGAGCUGUACAGAGACAUAUUUUUGUGGAUUGUUCGUUGAUGCAUAUGCAAGCGAGUAGGCUGUAGGUAUCCUGACUGCCAUUAAUGGAGUCACGAUUAACUACAGCCUUAACUUAUUUUCGAGAGAAGGAAACGUGUUGUAGCUCGCCAUAGACCAACACAUUUUGCGCCUCACAUCUUUCCAAGUGUGAAGGUCUUUGUGGUUGCUGUAGUAAAUAGACAAAUAAAAUGAUUGCUUCAUUCU